AUGGUCCAGGUUGGAUCGCCGUUCUGGAAAGGAAGACCACUUUCUUCCAAGCCUCAUGACCAAAGUACUGUCGUCGGCGCUUCAUAUUCCCAUGCGAAUAUACUAAAAGGUAUUCCCCAACAGCAUACUCGCCCGCGAACUCCACCCCGGCCAUCGUCCAUCGGAUCGCAACACGUUUCUCCAUCUCCCCACCAUUCCGGAACGCGAACCACACCUACUCGUACAUCCUAUUCCGGUAUCAUGAGCCAAGGGAUCGAUCCGUGGGGCCACGACCCCACGGCGGCGGAAGAGGAUGACGAUGACGACGAGGAAGACAUUGUAUUCGACGACGAUGAAGAUGAGUUCGGACUUCCGAGCCUAUCUAGCGUGCGAAAAACACAAAACAGAACCGCUGGUCCGCAUUCUCUCAAAACCGUCGAUCCGGGCGGCGGAAUUCGAAACAAUCCUGCGACCCUGGGGGUUGGCCCGCCCAGCAACCGACAGCGCGCAAAUAGUUCAGACAUCGCGGAGGAGCGAGGUGCUUCGAUGUAUCCCACCGCCCGAAAGGGCGAAGGGAAGAUAUUGCGCCCUCAGUACAAAGACAUCCUGAGAGAUCCCGCAAACGCUUUGAAUCUUAUCAACCAUGCGCCGCCCCCUAAAAACGCAACCCCGAAAGAGAUGGACGCGUAUACGAGUCGUAUAUCGAGAAUCAACAAAUUUAAACGUCUCUUGCAAACAAGUACCGUUCCUCUCCCAGAAUUGAGGAAUCUAGCAUGGUCUGGCGUUCCCGACGAAGUGCGAGCCAUGACCUGGCAGCUGCUGCUUGGCUACCUUCCUACGAACAGCGAACGGCGGAUUUCAACUCUUGAAAGAAAGCGCAAGGAAUAUUUGGACGGGGUGCGACAAGCCUUUGAACGCAGUAGCGCUACAAGCACCGGGACCCCUCCCGCCCCGGCCACGGGGCGUGGCAGAGGCCUGGACGAAGCGAUCUGGCAUCAGAUUAGCAUAGACGUUCCCCGCACCAGUCCUCACAUCCAGCUUUACAGUUACGAAGCCACCCAGCGUUCCCUAGAACGAAUACUUUAUCUCUGGGCCAUUCGCCAUCCCGCCAGUGGCUAUGUUCAGGGGAUAAAUGACCUGGUCACACCUUUCUGGCAGGUCUUUCUGGGCAUGUAUGUCACAGACCUGAAUGUCGAAGAGGGCAUGGACCCGGGCCAAUUACCAAGAAGUGUACUGGAUGCCGUGGAGGCAGACUCGUUCUGGUGUAUCACAAAGCUUCUUGAGGGUAUUCAAGACAAUUAUAUAUACGCACAGCCGGGGAUUCACCGACAGGUCAGGGCGCUGCGUGACUUGACAAUGAGGAUUGAUUCAGCUCUGGCAAAACACUUGGAAAAGGAGGGGGUUGAGUUCAUGCAGUUUAGUUUUCGGUGGAUGAAUUGCUUGCUCAUGCGAGAGAUGAGCGUUCAGAACACCAUAAGAAUGUGGGACACGUAUAUGGCUGAGGAACAAGGUUUCUCACGGUUCCAUUUAUAUGUAUGCGCAGCGUUUCUUGUGAAAUGGUCGGAUCAGUUGGUGAAGAUGGAUUUCCAAGAGAUUAUGAUGUUUUUACAGGCUCUUCCGACAAGAGACUGGACAGAGAAAGACAUAGAGCUUCUUUUGAGCGAGGCAUUCAUCUGGCAAAGUCUAUUCCAGGACUCUCGGGCUCAUCUUCGUCCUGCUGGUGACCGAUCCCCCGAGAAUGGCUUGCAAUGA
Aspergillus steynii IBT 23096 is the source of this 1731-nucleotide messenger RNA. Its product is annotated as GTPase-activating protein GYP1. The transcript is spliced from 6 exons. Gene Ontology annotation, cellular component: Golgi apparatus. Gene Ontology annotation, biological process: activation of GTPase activity. NCBI's taxonomy places the organism in Eukaryota, Fungi, Ascomycota, Eurotiomycetes, Eurotiales, Aspergillaceae. The record is from RefSeq and is a predicted model, not a curated record. Bases 1 to 1731 code for a protein of 576 amino acids. Gene Ontology annotation, molecular function: GTPase activator activity.